GCAGCGGGCGGCGCUGAGCCGCCACCACCGCUACUGAGGAAGAAGCCGGCCCAGCUGCAGCCGCGUCCCAACGCCCGCGCCCCCAAUCCCCGCGCCGCGACCCCGGCGCCCCGAACCCUACGCCCGAUUCCGCCAACUUUCACGCUGCUUCGGCGGCUCGGCCCGGCUUGGCGCCAAUGGUGGAGGCCAUAGUGGAGUUUGAUUACCAGGCCCAGCACGAUGAUGAGCUGACGAUCAGCGUGGGUGAAGUCAUCACCAACAUCAGGAAGGAGGCUGGAGGCUGGUGGGAGGGGCAGAUCAACGGCAGGAGAGGUUUGUUCCCUGACAACUUUGUAAGAGAAAUAAAGAAAGAUAUGAAGAAAGACCCUCUCGCCAACAAAGCUCCAGAGAAGCCCAUGCAUGAUGUAGCCAGUGGAAACGCUUUGCUGUCUUCUGAAACCAUUUUAAGAACCAAUAAGCGAGGCGAGCGACGGAGACGCCGAUGCCAGGUGGCAUUCAGCUACCUGCCCCAGAAUGACGAUGAGCUUGAGCUGAAAGUCGGGGACAUCAUAGAGGUUGUAGGAGAGGUAGAGGAAGGAUGGUGGGAAGGUGUACUCAAUGGGAAGACUGGAAUGUUUCCUUCCAACUUCAUCAAGGAGCUGUCGGGGGAGUCGGAUGAGCUUGGCAUUUCCCAGGAUGAGCAGCUAUCCAAAUCAAGCUUAAGAGAAACCACAGGUUCCGAGAGUGAUGGGGGUGACUCAAGCAGUACCAAGUCGGAAGGUGCCAACGGGACAGUGGCAACCGCAGCCAUCCAGCCCAAGAAAGUCAAAGGAGUGGGCUUUGGAGACAUUUUCAAAGACAAGCCAAUUAAACUAAGACCGAGGUCAAUCGAAGUAGAAAAUGACUUCCUGCCGGUAGAAAAGACAAUUGGGAAGAAGUUACCUCCAGCUACGUCAGCUCCAGAUCCAUCAAAAACAGAAAUGGACAGCAGAACAAAGACCAAGGAUUACUGCAAAGUAAUAUUUCCGUAUGAGGCACAGAAUGAUGACGAAUUGACAAUCAAGGAAGGAGAUAUAGUGACUCUCAUCAAUAAGGACUGCAUCGAUGUAGGCUGGUGGGAAGGAGAGCUCAAUGGCAGACGAGGAGUGUUCCCUGACAACUUUGUGAAGUUACUUCCACCGGACUUCGACAAGGAAGGGAAUAGACCCAAGAAACCGCCACCUCCAUCUGCUCCUGUCAUCAAACAAGGAGCAGGUACUACAGAGAGAAAACACGAAAUUAAAAAGAUACCUCCUGAAAGACCAGAAACACUUCCAAACAGAACAGAGGAGAAAGAAAGACCAGAGAGAGAGCCAAAACUGGAUUUACAGAAGCCCUCUGUUCCUGCUAUCCCACCUAAAAAGCCUCGGCCACCUAAGACCAAUUCUCUGAAUAGACCUGGUGCAUUGCCCCCAAGAAGACCUGAGCGACCAGUGGGCCCACUGACGCACACCAGGGGUGACAGUCCAAAGAUUGACUUGGCGGGCAGCGCACUCUCUGGCAUCCUGGACAAGGACCUCUCAGACCGCAGCAAUGACAUUGACCUAGAAGGUUUUGACUCGGUGGUAUCAUCUACUGAAAAACUCAGUCACCCAACCACAAGCAGACCAAAAGCUACGGGGAGGCGGCCUCCAUCUCAGUCGCUCACAUCUUCCUCCCUUUCAAGCCCCGAUAUCUUUGACUCCCCAAGUCCCGAAGAAGAUAAAGAGGAACACAUUUCGCUUGCGCACAGAGGACUAGACGUGUCAAGGAAGACUUCCAAGACUGUUACCAUAUCCCAAGUGUCGGACAACAAGGCAUCCCUGCCACCCAAGCCAGGGACCAUGGCAGCUGGCAGCAGUGGGUCAGCCUCUCUGUCCUCAGUGGCAUCCUCCCCCAUGUCAUCGUCUUUGGGAGCAGCUGGACACAGAGCCAAUUCUCCAUCUUUGUUCAGCACAGAAGGAAAAGCAAAGAUGGAGCCUGCGGUCAGCAGCCAGGCUGCUGUGGAGGAGCUUCGGACCCAAGUCCGCGAGCUGAGGAGCAUCAUUGAAAGCAUGAAGGAGCAGCAGAAACGUGAGAUUAAGCAAUUACUGUCCGAGCUGGAUGAAGAAAAGAAAAUCCGACUUCGGUUGCAGAUGGAAGUGAAUGACAUAAAGAAAGCUCUUCAAUCAAAAUGAAUACCUGAUGAUUGAGAUGUCACAUUAUUCACCCUGAGUCCAAGACUCAAAUCUCCUGCCCCAGCCAAAAUCAUCUUGUGCCAAAAGAUUAAAGGUUUGCCUCAACACGU
Peromyscus eremicus (cactus mouse) is the source of this 2284-nucleotide messenger RNA. RefSeq names its product SH3 domain containing kinase binding protein 1 (gene Sh3kbp1). The coding region runs from base 177 to 2174 and encodes 665 amino acids. Lineage: Eukaryota; Metazoa; Chordata; Mammalia; Rodentia; Cricetidae. Gene Ontology annotation, molecular function: protein binding. The record is from RefSeq and is a predicted model, not a curated record. The transcript has 18 exons.